Messenger RNA from Petromyzon marinus (sea lamprey), 3786 nucleotides. It is a transcript of the gene HEXD, whose product is annotated as hexosaminidase D. Gene Ontology annotation, biological process: carbohydrate metabolic process. NCBI's taxonomy places the organism in Eukaryota, Metazoa, Chordata, Hyperoartia, Petromyzontiformes, Petromyzontidae. Gene Ontology annotation, molecular function: hexosaminidase activity. The record is from RefSeq and is a predicted model, not a curated record.
UUCUGACCAAUCGAGACGCCCGUUGUGGGCGGACGCAACGGGGCGAACCCGGAAGUGAAGCGCGGGAAAUCGCGGCCUCCUAGGGAGGAGCCCGCGACUCCCAAACAGCUACCCGCCUCCUCCUUCUUCCUCGCGCGUUUGUGCCGGCUCAGAGGCCGCUCGAGGAAGCGACGCGCUGAUGAGUGCCCAGAAGACGAAGCGCCCGCGUGCCCGUGUGUGAGCGAGCCUCCCUUUCCUCCUUCCUCCAUGGGUGAAACGACAUCGGCUGCGCUGGUGUUCGCCUGGCGGCGAGCGGUGAGCUGCAGUUGACGGUGGCACUGGCGCUGAUGAUGCGAUCCAAGUACGUGUGCACGCUGCGUGUUCUGCUGCUCGCCUUCGCGCUCCUGGCCGCCUCCAAGCUCAUAGCGGACUCGAGGAAGGGUCAUCGCCCCUCCGUGCCAGGCUCGGUUCUGACGAGGCUGUGGGGGUCAGCGCCCAGCCCCUCCGACCCCUUGGCCGUUCGCUUCUGGGGGAAACCUAGCCUGGCCGACAAGUUCUGGCGGACGAAGGUUUCGCAGGACGAGAAGGCGACGGCCGGAGCCACCGCCGGGGACGGGGAGCAGCAGGAGAAGCCGGGCGAGGUGCCCCACGCGAUGGACGAUCGGCGCGACCCCGGGGGGGCGGCGGCGGCGGCGUCCCCGGUGGAGGAGAAAGAGGAGAAGGAGGUUCGUGAGCAUAGCCCCGUCGGCAUGAGGCUCGUGCAUCUGGACCUCAAGGGGGCUGCCCCACAGAUCGGGUACCUGGAGCAGCUGAUCCCGUACUUGACCACGCUGGGGGCGGACGGGCUCCUUGUGGAGUACGAAGACUCGUUCCCCUACGAGGGCGAGCUGCAGCUCCUGAGCAGCCAGUACGCGUACAGCAUGGAGGAUAUAAGGAAGAUGCUGCAACUGGCCGAGGCUUUCAGGCUCGAGGUCAUCCCGCUGGUGCAGACGUUCGGCCACAUGGAGUUUGUGCUGAAGCACGAGAGUACGAGGGCCCUGCGCGAGGUCCCGCGCUACCCCAACUCGCUGAACCCGCACCGCGCCGGCGCCCUCGAGCUGCUCUCAGCCAUGGUCACGCAGAUCCUGCUCGCGCACCCCCGCGCGCGCUACUGCAACAUCGGCUGCGACGAGGUUUACCACCUGGGCGAGAGCCCCGAGUCGAAGGAGUAGUGGCUAAGCCAGAACGGCUCUUACCUGGGCCGAAUGUUCCUGGGCCACCUGGCCGCGGUGACGCAGCACGUGCGGGAACAGCGCCCCGAGGUUCGCGUACUCGUGUGGGACGACAUGCCUGAGCGGCAAUCGACGAAGCCGCCCAAAGAGUCCGGUAUCGCUGGAGAUGUAGAGCCCAUGCUGUGGGGCUACUCGCCUAACCUCAACGUCCAGCAGAAAGUGGAACACGUGCACAAGUACGCAAACAGUGGCUUCAAGGCGGUGUGGUUUGCCAGCGCGUUCAAAGGGGCGUCCGGGCCGAGCACGAUGGUGGCACCGGUGAAGCACCACGUGGACAAUCAGCUGCGGUGGCUGGAGGUGGCGCGGGGCAUGGCGGGGCAGCCCAUCGCCCUGCAGGGCAUCGCGCUCACAGGCUGGCAGAGGUACGACCACUACUCGGUGCUGUGCGAGCUCCUCCCCGUGGCCAUCCCGUCGCUCGCCGCCUCGCUGCAGACGCUCAUCCACGGUGGAUUCACUGAUGAGGCCAAGAAGUUAACCACUGAACUCCUGGGUUUCCAGAGCCUGACCGAUGCAGCACAGUUUACCUGGGAGGGCUCCGGCACGUUCCCCGGGUACGAGAUCUAUCGCGACGUCACCUGGGUCAGUGCCAACCUGCGGUCCUCCGUCGCCGACGUGCUGGAAAAAAACGAGUUUUUGAAGGGCUGGUUUUCACCCUACCACCGGAAGCACAAGUUUGGAAAUCCACUGUACAUGGAGCACUUUGGACAGAAAACGAGCCAGGUGCACGAUGGGCUGGAGGAGAUAGUGGGGAGGCUCAGGGGCGAGAUGGAGAGGGUGUUCUUCCCGGACGCGGUGGAGGAGUGGCUGGACGAGCACGUCAACCCGGAGAUGCAGCCGCUGCGGGCCCUUGUGAACGACUUCAAGGAGGUCAUCGCUCUGCGGGCACGGCCCAAGUCCUGAGCACCGGCGUCGUCUGCAGGCAGCGCCUCACUGGGCGCUGUCUGUGGGCUCUGUGGGGUGGACGCGGGGGAAAUUCCAUGCACCCCUCAAUCAUGUAUCAUUGUGGACCACCGUGGCUCGUGACGCUGCCUUGGGGAGUGGCUGCUCAGAGGUGCAGAUUCAUCCCACCCAACCCAACGCUCUACCUGUUAGCACACGGGAGAUAUUAAUCAUCGUCUUCAUCAUCAUGAACUAUGAUCAGUCCACUGCUGGAUGACGGCUUCCCCAUGCCAUGUCGAUCAAAGGGGAUGUUUUGACCUUACUUCACCAUGCUGGUCAGUGCGGGUCGGUGAAGGGGUGGGCGGGCGGGGGCACCCAGGACUGGUGCAGAUAAUCACUCUCGCCGCUGGUGUUAGCCGUGGCUGGGAAUCGAACUUGGCAAAAUUGGAUUGUAACAUAGUGCACUAACCACUGCGCCACCGCUGCACCCGAGACAUUCAUAGAACGCAUCCAUGCAUCGAUUUAUAGUCGAAUCUUAUGCUCGUGAUAAUUGGCGUGAAUUGUGCGUGAGAAUCGCUUCUUUUCAGUUUGUACGUGUUGUCGAGAGUGGGCUCCCGGGACGAUUGCAGAGGUGAAUCGCGACCCUGAGUCGUGACAAUAUUGAAUGGCGACAGGCAAAUUGUAACAUCCCCGUGUCGCCAUGUUCAAACUGAAAUAUCGCUUGCGUGAGUGGGUGAAGGAAGGGUGGAGUACAAUACAGCAAGUGAAAACAUCAACGUUGACAACUGCGUCUUGUUAAGUGUUGGGUUCUGAAGUUGCAUUUGGUGAUUCCAGAGGACGAGAGCCAGCGGCGUUAUUUGCGUUUGGACCUUUCUCGGUACCAUUUGAAGUGUAGCUGUGAUGCACCUGCGCAAAGAAUAAUUCUUCACCCGGAGCUUAGCUGAAGAAGGCUCUGAGCAGCACGGUCCAUUUCCAUGAGGUCGGAUCCAUUCUUAGUGGUUGUGAUUGGUGUAAUGGUGGGGUUAAGCUUUGUGUCUGCCCCUGACUUAAUAUAAAAAUGUAUGUAUGUUGAAUUUAAUUUGCACCGCACGUAGCCAAAUGUGCUAAUCGGAGGUGGGAAAAUUACAAUUAUGUAUAAUUAUUUACAAGUGCAAUCAUGGAACUAAGAUUAAACAAUGUUGGUCCUGUGGUACGACAUUUUGCAUUACUGUAAAACGUAAACAAACAAAGUCAAUUGGCAGUGCUAUAUUUACCAUGCACGGUAAAAUAUCCAGAAUAUAUUUUAUUCACUGUUUACCAUUUAAAUUUCAUACGUGUACUCUGCAGAGUUCACGAUAUCAAUACCACAUGCUCUCUUUGCUCUUAUGCUCAUUGUCCCAUUUUUGACUCUCACUGGAGAGUGCACUUUUUAUUGCUGCUGCCUUUAUAAUUUGCUCUUGCUAAGAAGUCAUCCAGCAACUUUGCCCAACGGGUUGAAUAGAACUCUUGGUUUUCAAACAUUUGUAUAUGUUUUGAAUGCAGUGGAGUCAUUGGUUUUUUUUUAUAGCUAUUUAUUACAAUGCUUUGUGUGCAUUGCUAGCAAAUCCACACUUAGCGAAGUUUUGUCACCAUUGAUGCGAUAUCCACAAUAAAGAGUUUGUCUCUGUUGCACAAUUAA